This is a messenger RNA of Passer domesticus (house sparrow), 536 nucleotides long. Its product is annotated as cytochrome c oxidase subunit 6B1. Bases 169 to 429 code for a protein of 86 amino acids. Lineage: Eukaryota; Metazoa; Chordata; Aves; Passeriformes; Passeridae. Gene Ontology annotation, cellular component: respiratory chain complex IV; mitochondrion. The transcript is spliced from 5 exons. The record is from RefSeq and is a predicted model, not a curated record.
CUCGCCGCCAUUUUUCCUCCCGGAGGAGACGCUCCGGCCUGAGAGCGGCUCUCUGUGGCUUCUAGUGACGUCAUUUCCGGCGGCGCUCCGUCGCUUCCGGCGUGACUCGUUGGUUCCGGCGAGCGGCGAGCGGGGCUGAAAGUGACUUUGAGAGCUGGCUAAUUAGCCAUGGCCGAGGACAUCCGGGCCAAGCUGGGGCGCUACAAGACGGCUCCGUUCGACAGCCGCUUCCCCAACCAGAACCAGACCCGCAACUGCUGGCAGAACUACCUGGACUUCCAGCGGUGCCAGCGCGCCAUGGCCGCCCGCGGGGCCGAUGCCAGCCCGUGCCAGUGGUACUUCCGCGUGUACAAAUCGCUGUGCCCCACCUCCUGGGUGACGGCGUGGGACGAGGCCCGUGAGGAGGGGAUCUUCCCCGGCAAGAUCUGAGCGUGCCCAGCGCGGUGACACCGGGGACAGGCCACCGGGAGGGCGGGGACACGGCUGUGACACCCCUGGGGACAUCUCUGUCACCCUGGGGACAUGGCUGUGACACC